GCCUCGACAGAUCAAAUAAGCCUCAGUAAAGGAAGAAGCAAGCAGAAAAGCUCAAGCUCAACCAAAAGGCAAAGCAGUGAAGGUUAUAAGGACUUUACCUCAAACAACAGAAAUGGACAUCAGAACGGGUCAAAUAGUCCGGGCUCCGAGUCCCAUGGAGAGCCUAGAGAAGCAGCUGAGCUGCCCCAUCUGCCUGGACAUGUUCACAAAGCCAGUUGUCAUUCUACCAUGCCAGCACAAUCUGUGCCGCAGCUGCGCCAGUGACCUCUACGACUCCAAAAACCCAUACCACUACUCUGGAGGUAUCUUCAGAUGCCCUACCUGCCGCUUUGAGGUGGUUCUGGACCGCCACGGUGUCUAUGGUCUUCAGAGGAACCUUCUGGUGGAGAACAUCAUUGACAUCUACAAGCAGCAGUUGGAGAAAGGAGGUAAUGCCCUUGAACCCCCAUUGAAAUCCAAAGAAACAAAAGAGCCUAUGUGCGAGGUACACGAAGAGGAAAAAAUUAACAUCUACUGCAUAACCUGCCAGACACCCACCUGCUCCAUGUGCAAGGUAUUCGGUCAGCACAAGGACUGUGAGGUUUCCACUCUAAAAGUUGUUUAUGAAGCACAGAAGUCCGAACUUAAAAAUUCAAUCGACCUUUUAGGCGCCAGCAACAGCUGCCUAAAGGCGAUGUUAACGCAGAUGGAGGAAAACAGCAAAAUGGUGGAAGCAAACAGCCAAGUGCAGAAGCAGAAGCUUGGGGAGAAGUUUGACCUACUCUAUGCCAUCCUAGAAGACCGCAAGACCCAACUCCUAGAGAAGAUCGCGCAAGAACAGGAUGAGAAGGUGGCUGUGGUGCGAUCUCUAGUUCAGCAGUACAGUGAACACCUGCAGGUCAGCAUCAAGCUGAUAGAUAAAGCCUCCCAGACAAUAGACAAUUGCAGUACGGCAGAGUUCCUCAUCGCAGCUAAGCAGCUUAUCACUGAAGCCAAGGAUACAUCCAAGAACUCACAACUAGAGAGGCCAGAGCCAGGCUUUGAGAGUAUGGACCACUUCACGCUCUUCACUGAAGACGCAGAGGCCAUGCUUGCAAAACUGGACUUUGGAGUCAGUGGCGAUGAUGACGAUGACGAGGAAGAGGAAGAGGAAGAGGAAGAGGAGGAAUAAGCAAUGAUAGACUUUAGAAAAAAAAGACUUUGUAGGGAAAAAGAGAUGACAGCAGAUACAAACCUCAGUCAUAAGGACAAUAAUCUGGCUGCUUUUGAUAACUGUGAGACAAGGGAAGUGCAAUCUUAAAGCAGUUUUAGUACAAAUUGUACAAAUUGCACCAUUUGUAAUGUCUUUUCCACUUGAUUUUUGUACUUUUUUAUUAAUAUGGAUGUUAAUAUUGAAUUAUGCUUUUUUAUAUUUUUAUUAGAAUGUAGAAGUUUAUGUUUUGUUUGCUAAAUUAAAGCUAGAUUAUAUGCUGUAGAAUACAGCUUUGCCAACUUACUUUAGAGUGUCACGUGACAUCCAAAUGUUUGAAUACUUGAAAUAGUAAAUGCACUUGAAUGAUGAACUGCAAUGUAAUGUCCAUUUUCAUUGGAUAAUUUGGUGGAAAUAAAAGGACUUACAAAGAAA
Molecule: messenger RNA, 1603 nt
Organism: Rhinichthys klamathensis goyatoka
Lineage: Eukaryota; Metazoa; Chordata; Actinopteri; Cypriniformes; Leuciscidae
Gene: trim63a
Product: tripartite motif containing 63a
Exons: 1
Coding region: 113-1150 (345 amino acids)
Molecular function (GO): zinc ion binding
Source: RefSeq, a predicted model, not a curated record